AUGGCUGCCGAGGAUGGAGCACUUCUUCGGCCAGCAAUGGAAGGAUCAGGGCAUUUACCACUUGAUCAAGCUGUUCGACCUGCCGCUCGUCAUGGACCGGUCACUGUUGGCCGCGACCCUAUGCUUCUGGUCGUCGGCCACAAAUACUAUGAACCUUCAGUUUGGCAUGAUGAGCCGACCGUUCUAGACAUGGCCCCAUGGAAGUAA
Molecule: messenger RNA, 207 nt
Organism: Prunus armeniaca (apricot)
Lineage: Eukaryota; Viridiplantae; Streptophyta; Magnoliopsida; Rosales; Rosaceae
Source: the annotation of a GenBank genome assembly